CUGCGACUGUCGUUUCACGUUAGACCACAGCCAGGGCUGCUUCUCCCACGCAGCAGCACGAUGUGUUCAGUUCUUCCCCUGCCCUGGCUUCUGAUUGGGAGCUUGGCUGCUGGAUAAGUGACCUCCAGGACCCUCGCUCUGGUACAACAUAUUUGUACAAUUCUUUCUGAAAUUUAAGGUGCCUGCAAGAGGGGUGUGAGGAAACAAAAAGGACCUAGCAUCCCCAGGUACUGGCAACAGAAGCCAAUAGCAUCAGAAGUCAAUCGCAUUCCAGCUCAACUGGCAUCUGCCCAUGAGUCCCUUCCCAACAGGCUGCUUGCUGCCAUGAAGGAGCUUCUUCAGUACGCUGCCUGCUUCUUGGCCAUUUUCUCAACUGGGUUUUUGAUCGUGGCCACCUGGACGGACUGUUGGAUGGUGAACGCUGAUGACUCUCUGGAGGUGAGCACUAAAUGCAGAGGUCUCUGGUGGGAGUGCGUCACAAACGCUUUUGAUGGAAUUCGUACCUGCGAUGAGUAUGACUCCAUAUAUGCAGAACACCCCUUGAAGCUGGUGGUGACUCGGGCACUGAUGAUCACAGCCGACAUUCUAGCUGGCUUUGGAUUCAUCACCCUCCUCCUUGGACUUGACUGCGUGAAGUUCCUACCGGAUGAGCCACACAUUAAAGUCCGCCUCUGCUUUGUUGCAGGGACCGUAUUACUCAUCGCAGGUACCCCGGGAAUCAUUGGUUCUGUGUGGUAUGCUGUGGAUGUUUACGUCGAGCGCUCCUCUCUCGUUUUACACAAUAUAUUUCUCGGGAUCCAAUAUAAAUUCGGUUGGUCCUGCUGGCUCGGAAUGGCUGGGUCUUUGGGUUGUUUUUUGGCUGGAGCUCUCCUCACCUGCUGUUUGUACCUCUUCAAAGAUGUUGGACCUGAGAGGAACUACCCUUAUGCCAUGAGGAAGCCCUAUUCAACUGCAGGUGUUUCCAUGGCCAAAUCCUACAAGGCCCCUAGGACAGAGACAGCCAAAAUGUACGCUGUAGACACGAGAGUGUAAAAUCUGCCAAAUAUUAAUCUGUGUUCCUGUGUUGUUUAAUUACUCAAUCAAUGUGUUCAAGUUAAUAAAAUAAAUGAUCGACUUUGGGGCAUUCAUUUACAUUUCCGAUUCAAACUAAUUAAUUGCUGGUUCAAUCAAAAUGUUUGAUUGUGCUGUCAUGUCUCCUAUGGCUUUCUGUACUGCACCCCCCCAAGUCUGCAUGCAUUUCAAGUUGACAUUGAGAGAAUGUAGAAAUGUGUUUCAGGUAUCUUUAUUGCUUUUGGAGAUUAUGGCAUAGUAAUAUUAAAGUGAAGUGAUGCUUCAGAAAUGCAUAGCAAUUUUAAGGAGGUUCAAGUCCUAAUUUUGAAAGGAUAGAGGAGCUCUUAGCUCACCCUGACUCGAAGCACAAUUUUAAUUCUCUGAGGGUAUUUAUCAAUGACUUGAAGGAAGGUUAUUGUUCUAAAUUUAAACUUGUAUAUCAGAAUCUAACAUACUCAAAUAUU
This is a messenger RNA of Rattus norvegicus (Norway rat), 1514 nucleotides long. It is a transcript of the gene Cldn16, whose product is annotated as claudin 16. Gene Ontology annotation, cellular component: bicellular tight junction; membrane; plasma membrane. Gene Ontology annotation, molecular function: structural molecule activity. Gene Ontology annotation, biological process: paracellular transport. The transcript has 5 exons. NCBI's taxonomy places the organism in Eukaryota, Metazoa, Chordata, Mammalia, Rodentia, Muridae. The record is from RefSeq and is marked validated. The coding region runs from base 325 to 1032 and encodes 235 amino acids.